AUAUAUUGCAUUUUUCUUGGUUUAUGAAUUUAUGAGAGGUUACGAUAUAGUUGCCACUUCGUUUCUAUAUUACAGGUAUAUUCCAAAUGGCACAAUGUCAACUUUUCUUGGGCUUAUUGAGGAAUUACCAGCUAUUUCAGUGGAUUCAUUUAAUGGAAAAAAUCUUGACUCCUCUGUAUUUUUUCUUAGUCAUUGUCAUGUUGAUCAUAUGAAUGGUUUAAAUCAUUCAUUUUUUGAAUACUUAACGAAAUAUAAUAAGUAUCUUUAUUGUAGUCCAAUCAGUAAAUUAAUUUUGCAAAAUAAAUUUAGCUUGAAUGAUAGUUGCAAUAUAAAAGAAAUUAAUAUAGACACACAAGUUGUUAUAGAAUACGAUGACCAACAGGGUAAUAAUCACGUUGUCGUAGUAUUAAGUGUUUCAGCUGGACAUUGUCCAGGCUCUCUCAUGUUUCUUUUUGAAAAAGAAGAUAAAUUAAUACUUUAUACUGGAGACUUUAGAAUUCAUCCGGAUGAUUUAUCAAAAUUAAGAUCUUUACACAUAAAACAAGGUAGUAGAUUACUUCCAAAGAAAUUUGAUAAAAUUUAUUUAGAUACAACUUUUUUAAAUCCUGACUUCUCUUAUUUACCAUCUCGUAAAGAAAGUAUAACGAAAAUAUAUGAAGCGAUUAAGGAAUGGCUCGAUCAAGACCCAAGGAAUGUUGUUAUGCUGGAAUGUUCUGCCUGUUAUGGUUCAGAGUUUCUUUUCAUGGAAUUAUCUAAAUCUUUAAAUAUGCAAAUUCACGUUAAAGAUUAUGUCUAUGAUACUUAUCGUAGUAUUGCUGAAUUAGCUCCCCAUAUUACAAAUGAUUUUAAUAGUACUCCUAUACAUGCAUGCACUAAAAAAUCAGAUAGAUCAUUAAAAUGUCGUUAUAAUGUAAGCAAAGAUAAUAUAUUAAUUAUUGUGCCAUCCGUAUUAAAAUGGCAAGGAAAAGAUAUAUCUAAGAUAGCUGAAUGGGAUGAACACAGAAGAAAAACAUUUAAUGUAUGUUACUCUAUGCACUCUUCAUAUAACGAGCUUAAGGCAUUUAUAGAAUACUUCGAUCCUGUUGAAGUAUUUCCAUGUGUUUGUCCGAAGGAUCAGGAGAAACAAAUUUAUGAUAUACUUAAUAAAAUAAUGACUAAAUCUUCUGAUCAAAUCUCGAAACCAAAUAAACAUCGAUAUCAAUUAAAAUUGUCUUGCAGCAAGAAAAUAAAUGUAAAUACAAGUACUUUUAAAAGUCUUUACUUUAGUGACGAUGAUAGUUGUUAAUGAAACUUAUUGUUAUAUAAAUUGAAGGAUCUUAUUAUUAUGUCACUUAAUUACGACAUAAAGAAUUUUAAAGUAUGUAUAUAUAAUCAUAGAAUUACUUGAUAUUUUUGUACUCUUAUAUAAUAAAUGUAACAGAUUU
This is a messenger RNA of Polistes canadensis, 1424 nucleotides long. RefSeq names its product protein artemis (gene Snm1). The coding region runs from base 32 to 1285 and encodes 417 amino acids. The record is from RefSeq and is a predicted model, not a curated record. Gene Ontology annotation, biological process: protection from non-homologous end joining at telomere; interstrand cross-link repair; double-strand break repair via nonhomologous end joining. Lineage: Eukaryota; Metazoa; Arthropoda; Insecta; Hymenoptera; Vespidae. Gene Ontology annotation, molecular function: damaged DNA binding; 5'-3' DNA exonuclease activity. The transcript has a single exon.